Messenger RNA from Gymnodraco acuticeps, 979 nucleotides. RefSeq names its product galectin 17 (gene igldcp). Lineage: Eukaryota; Metazoa; Chordata; Actinopteri; Perciformes; Bathydraconidae. Gene Ontology annotation, cellular component: external side of plasma membrane. The record is from RefSeq and is a predicted model, not a curated record. Gene Ontology annotation, biological process: immune response; positive regulation of T cell proliferation; cellular response to lipopolysaccharide.
GUAACGCGCUCAGCUGAUAAAGUGUCCUCUCACAGAGUGUAAACACAGACAUUUAACAACGUGCUUCACAGAAGGAGAGAGAAGGAGUGAACUAAGUUUCCAAACAGCGAAAAUCAUGAAAUACUUCAGACAAUGGUUUUUCCUACAACUACAGUGUUUCCUGAUUGGCAGUUUAGUUGACUCCUUUUCCCUGUCCUCCGCCACGAGCUCCCUGUCCGUCACCUUCAAGGUAGGAAACCAGGCGGUGCUUCCCUGCAGCUGGAAGCAGCGCCUGGGGGAGGGGGCGCCCUCCACCUGCUACAUCCAGUGGACCAGCCCUGCCGACACCGUAUUUGAGAUGCAGGGGGAAGAAGAAGUGCAGGCGGAAGAGUUUCAGGGCCGGAUGGAGGUUCCAGAGGAGAAGCUGAAGUCCGGGGACUGUUCUCUGGUCAUCAGUGACGUGCAGAUUGGAGACACGGGGAGAUACGAGAGCUUCAUGCUGGUGGGAGUGAGGUCCGCCAAAACCAAGGUCUUCAUUCAGAGUGUCAAGCUGUCUGUAUCCGACUAUAAAUCCAUUCUGUCUCGAGGUCCAGGUGAGGAUUUAGUUCUGGAUCUGUACACCCAACACUCUGUGAAGGUAGUGUUCCAGGGCAGGAACAGCUCAGAGUGGUUGGUUGUGUGGAUGAGGGGGGAGGAAGACAGUGAACGAAUGGAGCAAGAUGUGGCAAAUGAGCGGCUGACAAUAAAGAACUUAAAGAGCUCGGACGAAGGAAUGUACAAAGUUAUGGACGAGCAGGGCCUCGGUGUCAGCACCGUGCUGCUGUCUGUUAAUGAAGGCUCCAAAGCUGUCAAACUCGCCCAGACAAUGGAACAUCAAGUACCAACAGAUGGUGCUGUCAGAGGCAGCUGUUCGGCUCUUCUUCUCUUGUCUGUUCUUAUCACAGUUUUCUAAAUGCUUCAUCUCAAAAGACUAUACACUAUAGCCAGCAAACAAUGCUGA